AUGGUAGGGAACCAUUUUGUCGCAAUCAAACACUGUCGGCAAAUAAGGCUCGAGAAAAUACGAACUAUAGUUAUACUAAAGAACAUUCCAGGUCAUCGCCCAUAUUACUCUACCAGUGGGCUUAUUGUUUUCAACAUGCGCGGUUUACAUUACAACCGCAACCUUUGUAAGAUCACAAGAGAUUUGACGCCCUCGCAACAGUCAAGGUCAUUUGAGGACGCAUAUGAGACUCCUGAAAAGGAAAUGUACAUUCAGAAAUCUGUAGACGGCGAACGAAGGUCAUUGACAUAUGUUGAACUGUUGAAGAGGUCGACAUACAUCGCUAAGUAUCUCAUCAGUAAGGGGAUCAGGUUAGGAGACAGCGUGGCCAUUAUUGGCACAAACUCCAUUGAGUGGAUAAUUGGUGUGUUCGCAAUCAUGUCUACAGGAGCUGUUGCUGUCCAUAUACAUAAAACAUCGGAGUCGUUCGCUGAAACGGUAAAUGUAUUGAAGUCUACAAAAAGCAAAGCUGUCCUGCUUGAUCCCGGAACGGACAAAAAUUACAUAUCAGACAUGGAAGAGUACUUCAGCAGGGGGGAUUCUUCGAACGACAAACCGACAAUUCUGUUACUACAUAAAUCAACACUGUCUUCCCUUCCGUCUUUAGACGGUGUAGUUCUGACAGCCACCCAGGCAGCAGUCUCAUUGCCAACAAUACAACCAGAGAGUAGCGCCUUGAUUUUUACCACUUCCGGCUCAACAGGGGUUCCAAAAAUGGUCGAAAUGACUCAUUUAUCAAUCGUCAAUGCUUCUUACAUCGCGUUUUUGGGAGCAGCUGGCGACCGGCCACAAGGACCAUGCUACAAUGACCGCCCGUUCUCUUGGAUCGUAGGUUCCCCAGUGUUUAGUUUCCUAAGCGGAACUAAGCGAGUGUUUCUUGACACCGCAAUCGGCAUGAAUAAGGAAAACAUUCUUGCCAUUUGGGACAUCAUAGUGACUGAGCAGUGCACAAGUGCAUUUUUGUUGCCCUAUGCUUUGGUUGAUAUUAUUACUAAUAUCAACUCCAUUCGAAAGCAAGGCUACAAGUUGUACGCCAUUUCUACGGGAGGACAACUGAUUGGCAGACAUCUCACUGAAGUAUGUGGUCAAUGUACUGAUAAAUUAUUUGUUUGCUACGGAACCACUGAAGUUGGAGGAAUGUGUUUUACUGAGCUAACACCAGAAAUAGAGGACGGGGAUAUCGGCUCCUUGUUUCCAGGCUAUGAAGUCAAAAUUAUUGGCGAUAGAAGUGAAACGUUGGAUCUUGGUCAUGUCGGGGAAAUUCUCGUCAGAUCUUCGUCGAUUUUGAAGUCCUACCGUGACGCACCGGGGCUCAAUGAAGCUUCCUUUGUGGAUGGGGGCUGGUUCCGAACCGGUGAUAUUGGGUUAAUUACAAAUGAAUGCAAGUUAAUGUUCAAAGGAAAAGCUAAUGACGUCAUCAAAAGAGGAGGAUUGAGUUUUCCAAGCGUAGUCGAAGCAGCUAUUUCAAAACUCUCCGAUGUAAGAGAAAUUGUAGUGAUCUCCAUACCGGACAGCCGGCUUUUUGAAGAAGUAUGCGCUUGUUACAUACUAAAAGAUGGAGUAGAUACAACAGAACCUGAAUUAGACCAGAAAUGUCGCGAUGUCCUGGGGGAUAAUGUGUUAGGCAGUACACCUUCCUACUUUGUCAGGUUUGAGUCCUUUCCAAGACUUGCUAACGGGAAAACAGACAAGCCGAGACACCACCAGGCCCGAGCACCACGAGACCCGAGCGACCACGAGAGGCGAGCGACCACGAGAGCAGAGCGACCACGAGAGCCGAGCGACCACGAGAGGCGAGCGACCACGAGAGCCGAGCGACCACGAGAGCAGAGCGACCACGAGAGCCCAGCGACCACGAGAGCCGAGAGACCACGAGAGGCGAGCGACCACGAGAGCCGAGCGACCACGAGAGCCGAGCGACCACGAGAGCCGAGCGACCACGAGAGGCGAGCGACCACGAGAGCCGACCGACCACGAGAGCCGAGCGACCACGAGAGCGGAGCCACCAGGAGAGCCGAGCGACCACGAGAGGCGAGCGACCACGAGAGCCGACCGACCACGAGAGCAGAGCGACACGAGAGCCGAGCGACCACGAGAGGCGAGGACCACGAGAGCCGAGCGACCACGAGAGGCGAGCGACGACCGAGAGCCGAGCGACCACGAGAGCCGAGCGACCACGAGAGGCGAGCGACCACGAGAGCAGAGCGACCCACGAGAGCCACGAGAGCCGAGCGACCACGAGAGCAGAGCGACCACGAGAGCCACGAGAGCCGAGCGACCACGAGAGCAGAGCGACCACGAGAGCCGAGCGACCACGAGAGCCAAGCGACCACCAGAGCCGAGCGACCACGAGAGCAGAGCGACCACGAGAGGCAGAGCGACCACGAGAGCCGAGAGACCACGAGAGGCGAGCGACCACCAGAGCCGAAGCGACCAAGAGAUGCCGAGCGACCACGAGAGCCGAGCGACCACCAGAGCCGAGAGGACCACGAGAGGAAGGUGAAGUGA
This is a messenger RNA of Pecten maximus, 2547 nucleotides long. Its product is annotated as long-chain-fatty-acid--CoA ligase FadD13-like. The record is from RefSeq and is a predicted model, not a curated record. Lineage: Eukaryota; Metazoa; Mollusca; Bivalvia; Pectinida; Pectinidae.